Messenger RNA from Sabethes cyaneus, 1882 nucleotides. RefSeq names its product phospholipase A2 group XV-like. The record is from RefSeq and is a predicted model, not a curated record. The transcript is spliced from 5 exons. Bases 307 to 1584 code for a protein of 425 amino acids. NCBI's taxonomy places the organism in Eukaryota, Metazoa, Arthropoda, Insecta, Diptera, Culicidae. Gene Ontology annotation, biological process: lipid metabolic process.
UCUCGCACACGCACUCACCCGCAGUUGGUAGACGGAAACAGCAGUUGAAAGAUUAAAAUUCGCUUAAUUGACCUUCGGUUCAUUUAUAGUCAUCAGUGAACGACCUAUUUGUUAUCAACCUUUAUUGUGACGCUUUUUAAAUUAGAUAAGUCUACUUAAACAAAAGAGUGUGUUGUCUGUUUCUUUUCGAAUAAAUGAGUUUUCUUUACUAUACGUAGUCCCAGUCAGUGUCGUCGCAAACCUAUCGAUUGAUCGAUUGCUGCUAUCGGUUCCGAAGUCAUUCGUAACUUCCUAUAGUAGAGGAAAAUGAGAUUAUUUCGAGUGCUCCUAUUGCUUCUGUUCAUCUCCGUUGCUUACGGAACCAUGUUCGGAAAUACGGUGAAACUAAUCAAAGACCUCAAAAACAAACUACGCCGCAGAACAGAAACACGUUUCGAGAAGAAGCUUUCGCCGGUAAUUUUCGUACCUGGCGAUGGCGGCAGCCAGAUGGACGCUAUCCUGAACAAACCGGACAACGUACAUUUUUACUGCCAGAAAUCAACCGACACCUAUUUCAAUCUAUGGUUGAACAAAGAACUGCUGGUACCGUUUGUUAUCGACUGCUGGAUCGACAAUAUGCGUUUGUUGUACAACCGAACGACGCGCAAAACGGAUAAUUCACCGGGCGUUGUGACACGUAUUCCCGGCUUUGGUUCGUCGGAAACCGUCGAGUGGAUCGAUCCGUCCCAUGCCAGCGAGGGUGCAUAUUUCGUCAACAUCGGCAAUGCUCUAGUGCAAAACGGCUACAAACGAGAUGUUUCUAUCCGGGGAGCCCCGUAUGAUUUUCGAAAAGCUCCAAAUGAAAACAAGGAAUGGUUCAUCAAACUGAAACAUCUAGUCGAGGAGACGUACGACUUGAACGCCAACACGCCGAUCACGUUUAUCGUCCACAGUAUGGGCGCUCCGAUGACAAUGCUAUUUCUGCAAAUGCAAAGCCAAAGUUGGAAGGAUAAGUAUAUUCGGCGAAUUAUUUCCCUCGCCGGAGCUUGGGGUGGUAGUGUUAAAGCACUAAAGUGCUUCGCCAUUGGGGACGACUUGGGAGCAUUUGCUUUAAGCGGAAAAGUGUUGCGAGCAGAGCAAAUAACCAAUCCAUCACUUGCGUGGUUGCUGCCGAACCCCUUGAUCUGGAAGCCAAAUGAAGUGAUAGUCAAAUCGCUGUCCAGAGUAUACACUAUGGAACAGAUGGAAGAUUUUUUCGAGGAUAUCGACUGGACAGACGGUUGGGAAAUGCGAAAGGACGCACUACCGUAUGUGUUGAAUUUUACCGCUCCCGGAGUUGAAAUACACUGUCUUUACGGAACGAAGGUCAAUACUGUUGAAAGUCUUGAUUACCAAAAGACGUAUGAUUUGUCUGGUAAACCUACUCUUAUAUAUGGAGAUGGUGAUGGAACCGUUAAUAGACGGUCGUUGGAAGCAUGUAAACAUUGGAAUGGACAGCAGAAACAACAGAUUUAUUUACGAGAGUUUCCAGGUUCUGAUCACAUGUCUAUCUUAGCAGAUUUGAGGGUAUUGGACAGCAUUGUCAAAGUGCUGAUGUACGAUUAGACGGAUAUUACAACGUAUGGCGUACGUACUAGUUCCAAAGUGAGAAUAUGAGACUUGGAGUGCUCUUUAUCCAACAGUUUAAGACGCUUCAAUAGGUUUUAUUUUUUAGUCCCCUUUUAGUAAAUAAUUGAUCUUUAUGGGGCUUGCCCACUGCAAUAAUUGUAAUGAAAAACACUCAACGUAAGUAAGACCGGAAAAGAUCAACUCAGUCAAUGAUUUAACGGUCUGCACCACGAUAUUAUUUUAGUUUUUCACGCUGAAUAAAGAAAUUUACAGACAAAUGACACAUCGGUGUGAA